Molecule: messenger RNA, 879 nt
Organism: Amorphotheca resinae ATCC 22711
Lineage: Eukaryota; Fungi; Ascomycota; Leotiomycetes; Helotiales; Amorphothecaceae
Exons: 3
Coding region: 1-879 (292 amino acids)
Source: RefSeq, a predicted model, not a curated record
AUGUCUCCACGCCCACUUAACCAGCUCUCCGCUGUGCGGAAGCAGCAUCUCCUCGUUGAAUUCUCGAGUCUGAAAUACGCAUGUCCGCAGGGCGUGUUCGUGAGCCUGACGCCUGGCGAUCCCGCGCUAUGGUCCGGCGUGAUAUUCGUGCGUCGUGGUCCCUACGCGCCCUCUAUCCUACGUUUCCGCAUCGCGUUCCCGCCGGCGUACCCAGAGCAGCCGCCGCUCCUGACCUUCGCGACGGAUAUCUUCCACCCGCUGGUCUCGCCGCUGACGACGUACAUGUAUACGGGGGAGAGCGCGGCGGCGGCGCAAGAGGGCGAGCCUUUGCCGCCCGGGGGGUUCUCGCUGCGGGCGGCGGGGUUCCCGGGGUGGUUCGGGAAGGGAGAGGGGACGCGUGGGGAGGUGUGCAUCUAUGAUGUGUUGCGGUAUGUGAGGAGUGCGUUUGAUGAGGAGGCAGUCCUGGACCGGGUGCCGUUGAGCGCGGCCGGGAAUCCGGGGGCGUGGCAUGCGUGGAGGAGCUAUAGGGCGGGGAAGGGGGUGGUGCUGCCUGUUGAUGAUGAGAUGGAAGGGGAUGAGGGUGAGGAAGAGGCGGAGGGGAGUGCGGACGUGCCAGAAGGGUAUCGCAGGUUGGCAGGAGGGACAUCGGCGCCGGUGGGAGGGAAGAGACCGGGGGAGUGGAAUUGGGAUGGGGUGUGGGAGGUGCGGGUUAAGAAGGGGAUGGAGGGGAGUAUUGCGGAGGGGACGCUGUUUGGGCGGGAGGCGGGCGAUGACCUGAUCCGUUUUCUGAAGCUGGACCCCGAGCAGUGCGAGGCUCUCAAGGAGAGCAUCAAGAAGAGUGUGGAGAGUGUGGAGCCGCUACGAAGGGAGAUUGUGUGA